AUGGCUGCCGCGGGGGUGGCAGGGUGGAGGGUGCUUAGGACAUAUUGCCACAAAGACGAGAGAAACAAUUUUGUAAACACAAUUGUAAAGCUCGUCAUUAUCAUGGGGUACAUACAAUGCAUGGGGAUGAUAAUCCUCGUGCCAGCAGUGGCCCAAGUAGACUCCCUUCCAAAAGUGAAGGAGUAUAUCAACACCACCCAGCUGUACAAAACAAUGUACGCCAUUAUCGUAAUUCACGUACUAAUCAUAGCGCCAUGUUUAACAGUGAUCUACUCGGAAGGAGGACAAGGGUCCAACGGAGAGCAGUGUGCGAAUCGAUUUACCAAACGAAGAAACAGUCAUUGGAGGAGUUACUUCAGCAACAUGUGUACACAACAUGCGACAAGUGCCAUAUGUAAAAAGGUACAUCUCAUAUGGGUACUCUCCAUUUCCUUGUCAUGCUGCCUCUUCUUUUUAACCUACCUGUACUUUCACAAAAUCAGCUUGUCCUUAAAUGCGGAUGCUUGUACAAUGUGGUACCCCUACUUAGAGCAAACCAAUAAAAAAAAUUUGCUCUCAUUGAAUUUGAGGAGUAGGAAGACCUGCCAACACGUGGGAAAUGAAAAUAUACGAAUUGACUUUAAUGUAUAUGUGAGUGAUUACUUUAUUAUGUUUGUCUCGUUGAUGGGAUCUCUUAGCUUUGCCUUCUACGGGGGCAUCGGAUUGGUAUCCCUUCCACUUGGUUUAUUCUUUUCCGGCGUAAAGCGUUAUCAGGGGGGAGAAACCAAUCGCGUUGUCCAAGCUAACAACGUGGUCCUGGCGAACAGCUCGGACGAAAGGAGGGAAGCCCUAUUCAAGCAUGAGCUUACUCUCAUCAACAGAAAGGCAGAAGAGCUUUUACAGAUCACCCAUGAGGUGGAACUCAAGAGGGAGAAAACACGGAAGACGAAUUAUUUCAUGUCCCUUUUGCAAAAUAUGCGGCACAAACGAAAGAAAAGAAUUCUGAACUACAUGGUGCACAGGCUAGUAGUCCAAUAUGAAAGAUCGGUGCACCGUUACAACAACCCAACAAGUGCUGCUUCUUCUUUUGGUCUCUUCCUCUUGGGUUUUUUUUUUUUAUUCGCUAAUGCGAUUAUAAUUGUCCACAUCUGCUUGUGUAUCUGGAGGGGGCCUACCGGAGGGGGCAACUUACUGCGCGGCUGGCUUCUCCACUGGGACGCUGCGCAGGAGCUCCUUGCGCGGAAGGACUCACUUUCCCUUUCGCUUUUGGUUUACCCCCUGGUGACGUCCUACCUUCUCCUUUGCGCGUUUUGCGGCUUUUCUUACAUCUGCCACAAGCUAGGGCUUUUUUUUUUCCUGGAGAGGAAGAACACCUACCUGAAUACCAUCCUGCUGAACACGUGUCUCCUCAUAUUUGUAUCGUCCGGGGCGGCCCCCGUCUUACUGAGACUCUUUCCUGAGUAUGCAAAGGAGCCAUACGCAUUCACCUUUUUCGAUUUGGCCCUGAAGAACUUGAGCAUCAUCGGAGACCUGUACGCAAAGAACGGCCUCCUUUACCUACUUCUAGCUGCCAAUGCGCUAACCAUCCUGCUCUUUUUCGUGCCCGAGAAGAGCGGCCUGUUUUCCAUCUUCAUGCCACCCACCUUUCGGAAGAUCCUAAACCAACGGAGUGAAGUAGACCCGGGAGUAGUCUCAGACAUGGAGUUGGAAGGACAGUUAGAUGUUGAUAUAGAAAGCAACACCACGUCUAGAAGUGAUGGGCAAGGUCACCACAAGAAAUGA
This is a messenger RNA of Plasmodium fragile, 1761 nucleotides long. RefSeq lists its product as uncharacterized. The record is from RefSeq and is a predicted model, not a curated record. The transcript is spliced from 5 exons. The coding region runs from base 1 to 1761 and encodes 586 amino acids. NCBI's taxonomy places the organism in Eukaryota, Apicomplexa, Aconoidasida, Haemosporida, Plasmodiidae.